Mesorhabditis spiculigera is the source of this 675-nucleotide messenger RNA. The record is from the annotation of a GenBank genome assembly. NCBI's taxonomy places the organism in Eukaryota, Metazoa, Nematoda, Chromadorea, Rhabditida, Rhabditidae.
AUGCUCUUAUACAACUGUCCCGUGCAACUCCUCGAGUAUGCCGAGCACCUUCGCGAGCUCAACUACUACACGCGCCCAAACUACCGAAAGCUGUACGAAACGCUGGCUGACGUGAUGAAUGAUGGGGGCUUCAAGUGCGAAUACCUGCGCGGCGUGGCCCACCAUUUCGUCGAUGGGUACGACACCAACAAGAUCCGCAUGUGGGAAAGGGAGCACUUGCGCCUGUUCAAGUUCAACAUCAGCCACACCCAUUGCCUGCACUUCCUGCGUAUUUUCCAGUUCAUGACGCAUGAUCUGAUGGCCGAAAAGAAUCUCCAAGGCGCUUGGACCUUGAUGAAAGCACUGGGAUGCUUGGCUAUGGCGCACUUCACGACUGCCAAGCAGCAACCAUCUCUCCUCGCGGCCGCUGUCGCCCGUGUGGCAUUCGAGAUGCUCCACCAACGCGGAAUCAUUGCCUCUGCAGAGCCUUCUGUUUUGCUGCAUCUUCAUCACGUCGAAUCGGAGCAUCUGCCGGUUGCGAUCGCGCUCGUGGAGUGGCUGCAAGCUUGCCCUAAGGCCAUCGUUUCCAACAUUGCGAAGUACUACGCGGAUGAAGGAGUGCAGAUCAACGACACCGAACUGCGUGAUGUUCUGGCCUCCUUGAGGAUGGCUCUUGUGCGCGCGGAAUUGACCGGA